Molecule: messenger RNA, 1205 nt
Organism: Nicotiana attenuata
Lineage: Eukaryota; Viridiplantae; Streptophyta; Magnoliopsida; Solanales; Solanaceae
Product: CRIB domain-containing protein RIC11-like
Exons: 5
Coding region: 476-922 (148 amino acids)
Source: RefSeq, a predicted model, not a curated record
UUAAUUUUCUCUUUCUCUAAUUAUUCAUCCCUCUUUCUUCCUUCUCCCUCUCUGUAUCUUUAGAUUAUCCAAACAAAAAAUUUGCCCCAUUCAAACAACUAACAGAGAAAAAGAAAGAAAAAACACAAAGGUUUCUUUUCAACUCCUCUGGACAAUUUUGCCCUAAUAUCAUAUCUUUUCUCCUUCAUUUUGGAUCCACCAACUUUCUGGCUUUUUAAUUUCCUUUUCUUUAAUUUGUUCUUCAUAUAUGCAUGCUUAUUGCAUGCAAACAAUAUUUGAAAGAAUAUAUGGGGAAUGCAGUUAAAAGGAGAUAAAAUAAGCUUCCCUUUUUCAUCUCCUUUUAUUCUGCAUGGUAUUGUAUACCUAAAAAGGCAAAGGAAUCAGUUUAUCCUAUUGGCGUGGUCCUUUUGUUUGUGUUCCGUUUCAUCUCUAAGCAGAGUACACUUGGCUUUUUGGGGCUUUAUAUAUCUAUACCAUGGCAACCAAAGUGAAGGGAAUUUACAAAUAUAUCACCAGUAUUUUUGUUGUUAAGGAGAGGGAGUUGGAGAUAGGUUGUCCAACUGAUGUUAAACAUGUGGCACAUAUUGGUUGGGAAGGUCCCUCUGGAAAUACACCCACUUGGAUGAAAGCAUUCAAGGCAGGGCCGGAAUUUGCAACAACUUCUAUUGGUAGUUCUGGUUCUGCUUGGUCAUCUCAAGGUUGUGGAGAGAUAGUGAGACAAAAAACAGCAGCUAACGUUUACAAGGACAUGACAACUUCAGAUGUUCCUAGUCCUCCUAGGAAACACAAACGGAGGAAGCCGAAGUCGACUUCCUCUCCAAAAUCUAGUUCACCAUCUACGUUGAGAUCGUCGCGAGCAGUUAAACCCAAGGCUAAAUCUGGUGAAGGAAAUCUUAAACCAGCAACAGUAGAAGUGGCUUAAUAUUGUUACAAAAACUGCAGAUUAAAAGCACAAAGAUUAAUCUAACAUUGUAUAUCAUAGUUGUCGAAAAUCCUCAGGAUGUACGUUCACACUAAGAAGGGGGAGAAAGUUAUGUAAAUGUAGAGAGGGGGGAAUAGAAAAUGUGAUUAAGAAAUAUGGAAGAUGAAAAUGUAGGAGGGGCUAGAGAUGUCAAAAGAAAAAGGCUAAAAUCUAACUGUAUCAGACUCGUGUUUUUGUGAAAACUAGAAUGUAUUCCUUUUUCAAUUUAAUUUUCUCUUUUCUA